This is a messenger RNA of Diachasmimorpha longicaudata, 1356 nucleotides long. RefSeq names its product activating signal cointegrator 1 complex subunit 1. Gene Ontology annotation, cellular component: nucleus. The record is from RefSeq and is a predicted model, not a curated record. Gene Ontology annotation, molecular function: RNA binding. The coding region runs from base 149 to 1201 and encodes 350 amino acids. NCBI's taxonomy places the organism in Eukaryota, Metazoa, Arthropoda, Insecta, Hymenoptera, Braconidae. The transcript has 5 exons. Gene Ontology annotation, biological process: DNA alkylation repair; regulation of DNA-templated transcription.
CGAUACCAUCAAACUUCACUUCUAUGCACUUGCAUGUUUACACCGGCUGAAUUUGUUUUCAUAUCAUUACGUACGCUAAUUCGUCCUCAAACAAUAAUUCGAUUGGUUUUUUUCCACUCGCGUUUCCACGCACUAUUGACCGAAGUCAAUGGACGUAUUGAAGCCUGAGAUCGUGCGAGUACAUGGUCGCCCUUACAGAUUCUUCGAAAGCAACAUAUGGUCGAAUCAGCCGAGUGCACCGUACCAAGAAGAAUAUCAAACUGAGAUGGAUGAUAUGACGAGUGAGGCUUGUGAAGACGAUUCAAUUGAUAUUGAGCAGAUCUACGGUGGGAAAUUUCGACAUACCCUGGACAUCCCCCCUGCUUUCAAUGGUCUCAUCGUGGGCCACAAAGGAGACACGAAGAAGAAACUGGAGAGAGAGACAAAAACCAAUAUUAGAGUUCCAUGGAAAAAUUCUACAGAUUUGAUAACAAUUACUGGAGACACGAGGGCGGAUGUGAUUUCUUGUAGACAGAGGAUAGACUUAUUGGUAGAAUCUUCGAGGAAGAAGAUGCGACCCACUCAUUUUGUGAGCAUUCCCCUUAAAAACGAUGAGUUUAUACAGAACUACAUGAAGUUUAAAGACCGAGUCUUGGCCGAUUCUGAUUUCAAAGACGCCAGAGUCGUCGAGGACUUUUUCGUCAAUCCCAAUAAACUGCAUUUAACGGUUGGAAUGCUCCUGCUGUUGGACGAGAAGGAGAUGAAAGAGGCUGCGGAUGUUCUCAAUGAAUGUGUCGAGAGAAUAAUCAAGCCGAUUUUGAAGGCCCACAAAGAUCCGUUGAUGAUAAAAAUUCAGGGAUUGGACUAUAUGAAUGAUGAUCCGACUACAGUAUCAGUAAUUUAUGGAGCAGUUUUGCCGAAUGAAAAACUGCAAGAAAUUGCCAACAAAGUGUUUGGAUUCUUCCUUGAAAAACAACUGAUGCGGGUGGAACGGACCGAAAACGUUAAAUUACAUAUGACUUUGAUAAACACGAGUAAAUUAAUCGCAAUGGAUCAAAGAAAUCGUGGUCAGAAGAUUUAUUUCAACGCCGCGAAGAUGCUAUCGGCCUUUCAAGACUAUUAUUUUGGAGAAAUGGAGUUGAAGAGCUUCGAUAUAUGUGAGAGAAAUAGUUGCGAAGCUGAUGGAUCCUACAAAAUAAUCACGAGAGUCGGAUUAAUUUAAAGAAAGCUGAUUUACGAAAAAGUCUACUUCCGGCCUUCUUAAUAAAAAAUUGAUAUUUUUUAAUAAUAUUUAAGUAGGUAGGGGUUUAAGAUAUCUAUGGCAUGCUCAGGGAGAAUUUUACAACGCCAAUAAAUUGAUGCUUUAUUGUAAAGACA